Molecule: messenger RNA, 1857 nt
Organism: Mercurialis annua (annual mercury)
Lineage: Eukaryota; Viridiplantae; Streptophyta; Magnoliopsida; Malpighiales; Euphorbiaceae
Product: (S)-N-methylcoclaurine 3'-hydroxylase isozyme 1-like
Exons: 2
Coding region: 236-1714 (492 amino acids)
Molecular function (GO): iron ion binding; oxidoreductase activity, acting on paired donors, with incorporation or reduction of molecular oxygen; heme binding
Source: RefSeq, a predicted model, not a curated record
AAAAAUACUAGUAAUAUCAAUACAAGAUACCACCAUCUCAAUCACGUAUUCUUUUUUGGACUUCUAUGAAUGACUAAAUACGUUAAUGUUUGAAACAAAAUUAAUUAAGUUAUGUCAUCUCUUCGGCUGUGUCAGUUUGUCUUAACCUAUUUUUUGUUUGUUUGACUGUGUAUCUUAACCUUAAACACCUCAGCCAUUUUCACUCCAAGACAUACAUCAAAGAGCUUCUGCAAAAAUGCUCAAUCUCCCCUUUCUUCUGUUUCUACCUGUUAUUGUCUUCAUCGUCCUCAACAAACUUUUGAGCUCUCUAUCUUCAAAACACCGUCUUAAUCUUCCUCUUCCUCCAGGUCCUAAGCCAUGGCCUAUCUUAGGCAACAUUCCCCAAAUCGAGAGAAACUUACAUAUCUGUAUGGCUAACUUUGCUAAAGCACAUGGCCCUCUGAUCCUGCUAAGACUUGGCAAGCAAGUUGUUGUGGUCGGAUCAACUCCUGAGGCGGCCACUGAAAUUCUCAAGAAUCAUGACCGUUUGCUGUCUUCUAGAUUUGUUGUUAAAGCAAUUCCUUGGGAGCCUCGUGUUCUUGAACGCGUAGCGAUUGUUUGGAAUCCUCAUUGUAAUGAUCAAUGGAAAAUGUUCCGAGCCUUGUGCAGGACUGAACUCUUUUCUGCAAAAGCAAUUGAAUCACAGGCCGUCUUGAGGGAGAAGAAGCUAGCGGAGAUGGUGGAAUUCUUGGCUAUGAAACAAGGACAAGCAGUGGAUGUUGCUGAAGUUGUAUUCGGUACUAUUUUCAAUACUAUUUCUAAUCUCAUAUUCUCAAGGGAUUUACUUGAUUUGGAACAUCAAGGGGGUGGAGUAAAAAGUUUGCUGUGGAGCAUGAUGGAACUGGCCACUUCUCCAAAUAUAGCUGAGUUCUAUCCUAUCUUAGCACCCUUGGAUCCUCAAGGUCUUAAAAGAAAAAUGUCAAAAUGCCUUGAAGAGAUGUUUGGUGUAUGGGAAAUUUACAUCAAGCAAAGACGACAAACAUAUGAAAAGGAUGCUCCCAAAACAGAUUUCCUGGAUGUUUUCCUUUCAAAUGGAUUUGAUGACCAUCAAAUCAAUUGGUUGGUUGUGGAAUUGCUGAGUGCAGGCACAGACACUUCUAGCACAGCCGUAGAGUGGGCAAUGGCAGAGCUUCUCAAGAACAAAGAAGCCAUGAAAAGGGUGAGUGAAGAGCUAGACAGAGAAAUCAACAAAAGCCCAAUUAAGGAAUGCCAUGUUGCCCAACUUCCAUAUCUAAAUGCAUGUGUAAAGGAAACACUAAGAUUACACCCUCCUGCUCCAUUCCUUAUUCCUCGCCGUGCUACCGAGGAUUGUGAAGUUAUGAAUUACACAGUUCCAAAAGAUUCACAAGUAUUGGUUAAUGUUUGGGCCAUUGGACGCGAUCCCUCUGCUUGGGAAGACCCGUUAUCGUUCAAACCUGAAAGAUUUCUUGGAUCAAGUUUCGACGUGAAGGGUCAUGAUUUUGAGCUAUUACCAUUUGGUUCAGGAAGGAGAGUCUGUCCAGGACUAGCAAUGGCUACAAGGCAACUGCCGUUGAUUUUGGCUUCUUUGAUACAUUGUUUUGAUUGGUCUCUUCCAAAUGGUGAGGAUCCUGCAAAGCUAGACAUGACUGAAAAGUUUGGAAUAACAUUGCAGAAACAACAUCCUCUGCUCAUUGUCCCCAAACCUAAACCUUAAAUUCAACAGUAUGCAUUCUUGUAUUGUGUGAUUAUCGUUUAUGAAAUAAGCAGCGUUGACUUAGCUGCUUAGCUUACUAUCAAUUUGUAUUUUGUACUAUUAAAGUACUAAACUAUGAGCUGGUUAGAGAUUUGUUUCUUAAA